AUUCAAACACAAGUGGACACCGUUUUUUAUUUUCCACUCAAACACUCAAAGAAAGCAAAACACCGGUAACCCAACCCCCCUCCGGUCAUUGCCCCCAAUUCUUUUUGACCAUCGCCUAUGUCCCUCCGCAUCUUCAUCCUGUGGCUCCACGGCUCCGGCGAUUCCGGCCCCGCCAACGAGCACGUCCGCGAAUUGUUCACCUCGCCCGAGUUCGAGAACGCUGAAUGGUCCUUCCCCACCGCCCCUCCCAUGCCCAUCACCCGCGAUGGUGGUGCAGCCAUCCCUGCAUGGUUUGACAUUACUGAAGUGCCUAUUACUGCCAAAUCUACAAGAGAUGAGAAAGGAGUUCUAAAAGCUGUCCAGGUUGUGCAUGCGAUGAUUGAUAAGGAAAUAGCUGAUGGUGUAAGUCCUGGAAAUAUAUUCAUUUGUGGGUUUAGUCAAGGAGGUGCCUUAACCACAGCAAGUAUUAUGCUUUAUCCAAAAACUCUGGGAGGAGGCGUUGUCUUCAGUGGAUCAGUUCCUUUAGGCUCUUCAAUUGAGAAACAAAUUCCUCUCGAAGCUAGAAAGACACCGAUAUUGUGGCUCCAUGGUAUGGCUGAUGAUAUUGUGUUAUUUGAGGCUGGGCAAGCUGGUUGCCACUUCUUAGAACAACUUGGCAUGAGUUGCGAAUUUAAGGCUUACCCUGGCCUUGGACAUGUGAUAGUGGAUGAGGAAUUGGAAUAUUUCCAGUCGUGGAUCAGGAAUCAUCUAAAGAAGUCAGCUUAAAUCACCAAUUACAACUUCUGCUGUGCAAUCUUCAGCAUAUUCUCUAAUCAGCCCUUCCGUCUCAAGGGCCACGCAUUGUGAUUUUAUUAUUUGUCUCAAGUUUCAGUUGUUCUUGAAGGCCUGAAGAUUUCAUUAAAUAUGUGCUUUCUCUUUGCAAGGAUUUAUUGUUGUUUCAUGUUGCAUCAAAUUUCAGUGGCAAUUUGCUGGUGAAUGGUAAUUUAAAGGUUAAGCAGCAGUGGUUGUUAUUGUAUGCUAU
Ananas comosus (pineapple) is the source of this 1021-nucleotide messenger RNA. Its product is annotated as probable carboxylesterase Os04g0669500. Gene Ontology annotation, cellular component: cytoplasm. The transcript is spliced from 6 exons. Gene Ontology annotation, molecular function: carboxylic ester hydrolase activity; palmitoyl-(protein) hydrolase activity. The record is from RefSeq and is a predicted model, not a curated record. NCBI's taxonomy places the organism in Eukaryota, Viridiplantae, Streptophyta, Magnoliopsida, Poales, Bromeliaceae. Bases 118 to 765 code for a protein of 215 amino acids. Gene Ontology annotation, biological process: protein depalmitoylation.